CUUCCGCGGCCCGUAUAAAAACUUUUCAGUGCGCUUCUUCGAAUGACAUUGCUGUGUUGGCGGAGACACGUAACGCGUCCUGAGUCAACGGAGUCAACGCACAGAACACUUUUUCGUCUACUUUUUUAUCCGACUUUCAAAGUACAUCAAUCAAAAUGCGUGAGUGCAUCUCCAUCCACGUGGGUCAAGCUGGCGUUCAGAUUGGCAAUGCAUGCUGGGAGCUGUACUGCCUGGAACAUGGCAUUCAGCCUGACGGCAACAUGCCACCCGACAAGCCCAGGGGUGGCGGUGACGACUCCUUCAACACGUUCUUCAGCGAGACGGGUGCCGGGAAGCACGUUCCGCGGGCUGUGUUUGUGGACCUGGAACCGUCUGUGAUUGAUGAGGUCCGAUCGGGAGCCUAUCGCAGCCUGUUCCACCCGGAGCAGCUCAUCAAUGGGAAGGAGGACGCAGCCAAUAACUACGCCCGUGGUCACUACACUGUCGGCAAGGAGAUCAUCGACAUCGUCCUGGAGCGUGUCCGCAAGCUGACUGACCAGUGCACAGGUCUCCAGGGCUUCCUGAUCUUCCACAGCUUCGGUGGAGGCACCGGCUCCGGCUUCACCUCCCUGCUGAUGGAGCGUCUGUCCGUCGACUACGGCAAGAAGUCCAAGCUGGAGUUCGCCAUCUACCCCGCGCCCCAGGUGUCCACCGCAGUGGUGGAGCCCUACAACUCCAUCCUGACCACCCACACCACCCUGGAGCACUCCGACUGUGCCUUCAUGGUGGACAAUGAGGCCAUCUACGACAUCUGCAGACGCAACCUGGACAUUGAGCGGCCCAGCUACACCAACCUCAACAGGCUGAUUGGCCAGAUCGUGUCCUCCAUCACCGCCUCCCUCCGAUUCGACGGAGCCCUGAACGUGGACCUGACUGAGUUCCAGACCAACUUGGUGCCCUACCCCCGUAUCCACUUCCCCUUGGUGACGUACUCCCCCAUCAUCUCCGCUGAGAAGGCCUACCACGAGCAGCUGUCGGUCGCUGAGAUCACCAGCGCGUGCUUUGAGCCGUCCAAUCAGAUGGUGAAGUGCGACCCGCGUCACGGCAAGUACAUGGCCUGCUGCAUGCUGUACCGGGGAGAUGUGGUGCCAAAGGACGUCAACGUGGCCAUCGCCAACAUCAAGACCAAACGUUCCAUCCAGUUCGUGGACUGGUGCCCCACUGGCUUCAAGGUGGGCAUCAACUACCAGCCCCCCACAGUGGUGCCCGGUGGAGACCUGGCCAAGGUGCAGAGGGCCGUGUGCAUGCUGAGCAACACCACCGCCAUCGCCGAGGCCUGGGCCCGUCUGGACCACAAGUUCGACCUGAUGUACGCCAAGCGCGCCUUCGUGCACUGGUACGUGGGGGAGGGCAUGGAGGAGGGCGAGUUCUCCGAGGCCCGCGAGGACCUGGCGGCACUGGAGAAGGACUACGAAGAGGUGGGGGCGGAGUCUGUCGACGACGAGGAGGAAGGCGAGGAGUACUGAGCGGAGCCGACUGCAUCUUCUGAGCCUGUGCCCACUGCCACCCUGCCAAAGGGAUCAACAUUCUCUCUCGUCUGUCUGUUUCUGUGUGUGUCUUCAUCUGUCCCUGUUGUCUGAUUUCCUUUUGUUUGUGAACUCUUGUUUGUACUCGUGGUGUUGUCUGAUAAGUGACUGGUCUCAGUUUUCAGUGACCGUUGUGUUUGUAAAAACACAGACUGCUGCUGUUGCCCACUGUUUCAGUGUUUUCUAUUCCCCUGAAUAAAGAUCUUAUGUUAAC
Molecule: messenger RNA, 1779 nt
Organism: Sardina pilchardus (European sardine)
Lineage: Eukaryota; Metazoa; Chordata; Actinopteri; Clupeiformes; Clupeidae
Gene: tuba5
Product: tubulin alpha 5
Exons: 5
Coding region: 156-1505 (449 amino acids)
Biological process (GO): mitotic cell cycle; microtubule cytoskeleton organization
Cellular component (GO): microtubule; cytoplasm
Molecular function (GO): GTP binding; structural constituent of cytoskeleton
Source: RefSeq, a predicted model, not a curated record